Molecule: messenger RNA, 7126 nt
Organism: Hylaeus volcanicus
Lineage: Eukaryota; Metazoa; Arthropoda; Insecta; Hymenoptera; Colletidae
Gene: BuGZ
Product: BUB3-interacting and GLEBS motif-containing protein ZNF207
Exons: 6
Coding region: 159-1535 (458 amino acids)
Cellular component (GO): nucleus
Molecular function (GO): DNA binding
Source: RefSeq, a predicted model, not a curated record
GUCAAACACGGAAAAGAUGCAGUCGCCAUUUUGCGUUAUUGGUUUUUACGUGUGUAUGCAGUGCAGCUAGUUUGAUAUACCAAUUCUCAUUACGUAUCGCAAAGCAUUAAUUAGCAUAUUUUUGCUAAUCCUCGAUUGUUAAAAGCCGACAGAAUAGAAUGGGACGUAAGAAGAAGAAGCAGUCGAGACCCUGGUGUUGGUAUUGUAAUAGAGAAUUUGAAGAUGAGAAGAUUCUCAUUCAGCAUCAAAAAGCAAAACAUUUCAAAUGCCAUAUCUGUCACAAAAAACUUUACACAGGGCCAGGGCUUAGUAUACACUGUAUGCAGGUACAUAAAGAAGCAAUAGAUAAGGUACCUAAUUCUUUGCCAAAUCGUAGCAAUAUUGAAAUAGAAAUUUAUGGCAUGGAAGGUAUACCGCCAAAUGAUGCAAAAGAACAUGAAAGGCAAAGGAAUGGAGGCAGACCUGGUUCGCCGAGCUCUGGCGAAGACGAACCUGUCCGGAAAAAGACAAAGCCAGAGGGUUUGUUGGGUUCUGCACCAGGGGCAAUGCCUACAGGUUCAAACAUGAUGCAAGGCGUAAUGCCAGGUAUGGCCGCUCAUCCGGGUAUGCCACCAAUGGGGCAGUUCCCACCACCUAUGCACCAUAUGAUGGGACCUAUGGGUCAUGUAGGUCCACCUUUCAUGGGACCUGGCAUGAUGCCUGGAAUGCCAGGUAUGCCACCAGGUAUACAACCACCGGUGUCAGGUGCAUCUAUUCCACCAGCUCGACCAUUAUUUCCAAGUGCCGCGGCUGUUUCGACAGCUGCGUCUACGGCUGUGACCUCUCCUCUAGGCACAGAUUUUAAACCAAUUACGUCAAUAGCUGGUGGUUCUAUAGGACCUAUUAAACCAACAUUCCCUGCUUACAUUAAUGCCGAUAGUAAUACCACCACUAGCAAUAAUAUUGGAACAGAUCAAAAAGUAAAUCUUAUAGCAACUACUAGUGCUGCUAUUAAAAUCAUUCAUCCACCAGAGGAUCUUAGUUUAGAGGAAAUUAGAGCAAGACUUCCAAAAUAUCAACGGCGGCAAACUGAAGAAACUCGAACUGUACAGACUGAUCCUAGUCAACAAGCUGCUGCUUUGCAGCAGCACCAUCAACAACAACAGCAACAGCAACAACAACAACAGCAGCAGCAGCAGCAGCAAGCUGCAGCAGCCAAUGCAGCUGCUGCAUUUCAGGAUCAGCAGCAAAGACAACAAGCUGCAUUAAAUGCUCUUCAACAACAACAAAGAUUUCAGAGACCUCCACAGACAGUCAUGGUUCCUGCAUCGGCUGCAAUGCCUGUUAGUUCAGUUGCUCUGAUGGCACCGCUUAUGCGGCCUACUAUGACUCUAGCUGCACCUGCUCUGAUUCAUGGAGGUAACAUGAUGCGACCGCCCCCCAUGGGCCUGCCACCAGGUGGGUCGAGCGGCCAACGAUAUUGCAUCUGUUCUGAUUCCUUCAACGCCGGACAGCCACACUUUGAUUUUGGACACAUCACGACCCUUUGGACGUGAAAUGCCUCUUCUUGAAACUAGAGUACUCGGUAUCAGAAGCACGAUUAUGCUAGAUUUAUAUUUUUAUAAUUGCGGUAUAUAUAAUAUGCCUGCUUUUCAAUUUUAAUAGAGAAAUUUACAGUUUAUAUAUACAUAACGCAUAUGUAUAUGUAUAUGUAUGUGCGUGUAUACACUUACAUACAUAUAUAUGUCCAUAGAUAUAUUUUUCUCUGAAUUGAUAAAAGCUCAACUGCGAAAUUAAUUCGACUUUCGGCCGCUCGGCUGGUUCAUCAUAUAUAUAAUUUUUUUUCUGUUCCAUUAGCUUCUUUAUUCACUAUCUCCACUUAACCAUAUUCUUCUUACGACUCACUUGCCGUUAUCUUUCCAACCUUAUUACUAUCCCGUCUCUUCAUAUUACUUAUAUAGCUUGAAUUCCUGGUGUUGUGAUAUAGUAGUGAAGAAAUAGCUUCUUAGGCACGGUACUGACAGUCGUUCGAAGUUGUCAUUUUAACAAAAGAAAAGUCGAUGCAUAAUUUCGAUGAUAAUAACCAUCCCUUCCUUCUUUAUAUUCACAGAGGAUUUUUGAAACUUUACGUUUACUGUCUUUUUUUUUUUUUUUUUUAUCAUUGAUUACAGAAUAUAGAAUAAUUGGUUAUUUAUGUUUAUUAUGUAAUUACGCUGAAUAGAAUUAUAGACUUUAAUGAUACUUGAAUCUAUCCAAUGGAUCGAUUAGAUUUUCCUAACGUAAACGAUUCUGGACAUAAUUCCUCCCGAGUUUGGACGUUUCAACGAGAGGUUUACCACACAUGCUUCAAAGUACUUGCGUACAAAACAAAAAAAAGAGGGAAGGGAUUAUUUUUGGUGGAACUGUUUUCAUCGUAGUAUAUAUCAUGAUCAAAGAGAAAUUUGCAACAAGAACGAACGUAAUGUAUCUCCCUCACACCAUAGCCUUAGCUUUUGUGUCACACAAACGGUUUUUGACAAGUCGUGUCAAUUCACAGUAAAUAAGCGAUUUCACGUUACCCAGUAUACUUACAAUUCAUACAUACAUCUGAUUGCACUUAUAUAUUUGAUACCGUGCGAUAAAGGUGCCUGAUUUAAUAUCGACAAAUGAGGGGAUCACCAUUACGAUCAGAAUUUUACUCUGUGCCUAUAUUGUACAUUAUUAAUGAUCGUUGCCAGUAAGAGCUAUACGUAUAAACAAAUAAUUUCGGGAUAGGUGUAGACUAUUUACUUUAGAUAGUGUUAAAGUAUUUAGUAAUACCGAUGAAAUUUGAGCUUCAAACAUUGUUUAAAUCAUUGGAAAUCGAAACACUUGCACACAGGAAUCAGAAUAAUCAGAAAAAAAAAAGGAAUAUCGAUGUUACAAACUUAUGUUAUUACUUCAUUUGCUUUUCGUGAAAGCGCUUUUGGAGCAGUGUCUUGGAAGAUCGGUUGGCAGCCGAGCGAUUUGCUCAUAAGAUGAUAAGAUAUAUACCUAACGGUUCUCUUUCUUUCUUUGUAUGGUGUGAGGUUUUGUGUGGUAUCACAUUUUGUCCGUUUGUUGUGAUUUGUAUUGCAUAUGCGGCACUUUGCAUGCUGAGCUCAAUUCCUCGUAUAGUUUGGCAAUUUGCAUCGAUAAAGUUGCUAGAUAGACGUAGGUGGGCUGCUAAUGAUAAACCCUUGCGGGUGUAUAUUAUCCUAGAAGACUCGAGUCUCUCUCUCAUUUCAUCACUUUACAAAAGAGCACAUCAUUGAAGGAGAUAUGAGAUGUACUUAAAUUCUUGAAUCAAUUUCGCUAUGAAAAUGUUUUUCCUUUCUCUGUUAUUUUACAUUCGUAUUUAGUAAAACGGAAAUACUAUAUAAAAUAAUAUUAUCGUUAAAUGGUUAAGGAGACUACCGGUUGGACUCUGUUAUUUUUGUCGAAAGGAAAACCAAUUUUGUUGUGAAUUUUAUUUGAGAAAAUACCAUCGGUCGGCUGUCAGACAACUUCCCGUUCAGAAGAGUAUACCUUCUCUCGAGCAGUUCGGAAUAUAUUGGAAGAAAUGCCAGCGGUGUGCAUGAAUUAGGAUUGAUAUUUAAUUUUGCGCUACGGAAACCUUACAUCGUAGAACUAAUCGUUUUAACAACGUUUACACAUGAACCGUUUCUUUCAAAAUUCCGUAACUUUUCUACUGAACGUUACGCAGCCUCCAAAACAAAACUGCAAAAUUCUUGUCGAGAAGAAACGGAAGACAGAGUGCAGAAAGAGGAGAGCAAUGUAUGCAUUUAAUAUACUACACGUACAUAGAGAUUUAUUUAUGUUUAACUAUUACUCUCGCGACGUAAGUAUAUAUAAAUGAUUAUUUACAGAUUGUUGAGACAAAUAAAAUAAGACGUUGAAGGAACGAUCGUGGGAUUAAAGUUUUUUCGGUUAUAUUGAUUGACGAUGCGUUGUCUUUUUCAGGGAUGAUAGGAGCGUUACCACCAGGCGCGAUGCAUCCGGCAUUCGCAACCCCAAUGGGUUUUCCUGGUGCGCCGAUGUUGGCUCCAAUGAUGCACCCACGCUUCAGAUGAUCACCUCCCAUGGACGGGCCCACCCCGCCACUGCACUUCGUGCUUUGGGCCCGCCCCUAAAUUUUAUUAGGGUUCGGACCUGAUCGAGAAGAAGAAAGAAGCACGCGUAAAACAUGUUCGCUCGCGUGGACACACUUCGUUGAUCGGCCGCGGCUGCACUUGACGCAUCCUCUCCCACGAAGUUUACAAGAAGUUAGCAAAAUCUUUGUUUUUUUAAUUAUAUAUGAUUGCAAAACACAUCACGUCAGUGCCUGAGAGGGUUUACCAGGUGCAGUGGAAACGGUCGGCUGUUCUCCUUCGACUUUGCACCAGUAAAAGGAGAAUAAACAAUUUUACAAUCGUUUGCAUGGCUCCACGAUUACACAAAAUCAAAGCACUGCUGUAAUUUCAUACUAAAGGAGCUUGAGCCAUUCCGAAUGUUGUACGACAAAUUUGUUUGUCUAACAAACGCAUCAAGGUUUUGAUCCUUCGAGUAACCUUUAGUACUCAUCUUUGUUGUUAUAUUGUCAUCCACAUAUCUAGCAUUGAAAUUAUAGUUUUAUAAAACGUAAUGGCAGUGCGUUGUUGAUGACUGUAUUAGCGCGAAAGUUUCCGUUAGGAUACUCCUAAGCUGCUGAUACAGACGUAUUGUUGCUAAGUCAUAUGUAAACAAUUCUACGUUGUUCCGAAAGGUGUGAACUUUCGAUUGAUUAGUCUAGACAAAAUGAACUUCUACGCGACCCGGUAUUCUGUUAUUUUACGGUAGACCGUUUCCACGCGCUGUUUCUCAGCCUCUGCACCAGUGUUCUCUUGGAGAGACGCGAUCGCGGAAAGGUGGCGCUUCACACUGCAGCUAUUAUAUGUAGAAACUGAAUUUACUUUCACGGGAACAUCCUAAAGUACUAAUCACCGACUUUUACGAAUCUUUUGUACGAAAGUUACAAAAAUUUGCCUACCGUUUCUUUUAUCGAUAAUUCAUAUCGAGAAAUCUAUUUGGUACGAAAUCAUGAAAACUUAGCUGUAAAUGACGAUUGAAUGCGAUAUAAAUCAAUUUUUUCGUCGGUUUUAAUAUAAAACCAGCAUUUUACAUUUUUUCUCGCGUUUCUAUUUUUCAUGUGGAUUUUCAAUUAAUAAAUUUGAAUGAUUAUUUUUCUACACUCGUUGUUAGUUACUGCGCAAGUAUAACAAAUUUUCGGUGUGGACAAGUUUCGUAAUUAAAUUAUUUUCCACGCUUGAUCGUUUUUAAGAUGACUAUUAGCACCUUUACGAUAUGGAUGUUCACCGAUAAAGGAAAUAAUGCAAUAACAUUUUUGUAAGAACUACUAAUUACAAAAGUUUUAUUAAAAUCGGUGAUUAACACUUUAUAAUGUUUUUCCUAUUCUUUGAAUUUACUCUUCCUCUGUUAGAAAAUUAUUUUAAGCUUACUCUAAAUGUAUAUAUCGAUUAUGUAAAGAUUCUACAUUUGUUUAGGAUCUUAAUUUUGUAAUAUACUUCUGUAAAAUAUCAUUCGCGUUACUUGAAUUUCUUAGUUGAGAAGGUAUGAAAAUGCAAGCCGCAGUGUGAACAUUCUGUCGCCUCAGGUUAGUUUGCCACAACUUUUAUUUUGUUAACGUUUCAGAUCGAGUCGUUUUGCUUUUGCUCGGUAAUUCACAUCCUCCCACCUUCGAGUGGCGUUUAGAACUUUAAAGAGGAUACUAUUCAUCCCAGUAGCUAAAGUUAAUUAAAUAUCACAAGUAUCAAUAACAUUAAAUUGUCAUAAAUUAUUUCGAUGAUACAUCGACCACAAAGCAGAAGUAAUCGAUUCGAUCCGAGAAAGCCCUCUUCCUUUGCAAGGAACAUGUUGGCGACGCAUGAGUGAGUGGUAAGUACGGAGGGUGCUCACAAAAAUCGACACCAGCUCUCUCUACACUCGACUCACGCCAUUUUCUUUACUUUGUCCUAUAUUAAAUCACUGGCGGUCCGAUCGUGGAGUAUACCAUUUAAAAAAUUUUAAUCAUCGCAAUGUUUAAUUGAUACUCCUGUCGGAUGUUUGUAACUUGUUCAGUCACAUUUCCAACCGUACCGAAGCUUUAAACAUUAGACUCUACAAUCGGACGAAAUUCUGCUCCAUCCUUUGGAAAACUUCUCAUCCCUCUCUCGUCUUUCCCACUAUUAUUCCAACGUUUUCUUUUCUAUCGUUCUAUUACUUCCUCAGGGUGUCUACUGACAACGAGACGAUGCAAAUCGUCGAACGCUGAAAUACAUUCACGUUUAUGUAAUGCGGUCUAACUCUGAUAUGCGAAGAAGAAAAAAAAGAAAAAAGAAACGAUAACAUGUGAAAAGAACAAAGAUAUUUGUAGAAGACACUCUCUUGUAGGUCGAUGGUGAUCGAACGUUUGUUUCUUGGAGAUUUCAGUUGCCAAGGCUCAGAACUUUUCAUGCUUUCGGACGGAUGGAAAUCGGGCAUGUGACUGUGUAGCGAAAGUGUGGCGAAGACGGUGCAAAAGGAGGCUACAAACUGAAGUCGUGGACUUUCGGUGAUAGUUGCGUAUUUAGCUAAAAGAUAAAAGAAACGAGAGACCAUGAAUCCUCACGGUUCUAAUUUAUUAAUCGUUCGACAUUGAAAUCGCGAGCACGGUGAGAUCAUUCUCUGCGCGGAAGGUUUACCUCAGUAGGCACCCUGUUUGUCUAUUCUUUCACUCGAUUUCUACCAGUACUUCGAGAAAAAAUAUGAAACAGCAUACCGCGCCGUACAACACGUGUACGUAUCUAAAACAAAACUACGCAUCGUUAUGAAUAUACUUCAUUUUCAGGGGUUGUCUUUCCGAAUCGUGUUCUCGCGUCGCGAAACCUUGGUAUUUGGCCGCGAUCGGAGGCGAUUCGCGCGACCGUUUUACUUAUAGGCGAAUGGAAUUUCUCGUAGGAAAUACGCGCAGGAGGCACUUCUCGUUUAACGAGACUGCCGAGAGAUGGCCGAACGUUUGCCUCCCGACCGCGCUUGUUCUUUCGUUUCGAGAUUCGGCAGGACAAUCUGAUGGCAGAAUUGGACAUGUAGAAGUUCUGUUAUUUAUUGAGUGUCACAUUAUCAACUUGUUUCGAAUAAAGACGUUCUGUGGAAA